Periconia digitata is the source of this 255-nucleotide messenger RNA. NCBI's taxonomy places the organism in Eukaryota, Fungi, Ascomycota, Dothideomycetes, Pleosporales, Periconiaceae. The record is from the annotation of a GenBank genome assembly.
AUGAAACCCCAAACCCUCGCCCUACCUUUCCUCCUCACUCCAUCUCACGUCCUCGCGCAAUCAUACCCAGAAUGCACGCGCGAACUCGCUCAAACAGACGCUUGUCUCGCCGUCAUUAACGCGAACGCCUGUUAUAACCAGUUCAAAUUCAACAACGCGCAAGCCCUCCAAUGCGUCGACGCCGCAAACGACACCGAGAGGAAGAAAAAAGUUGAGUCGCUUCUUUUUCUUCUUCUUACUUUUUCUGUUCUUUGA